CCUACUGUGAGCUGCUUUGUAGCCAAAGUUCGACGAAUCACCCGGAUAUCGGACAGAUCGACCCUUCUUUUCCGAGAUUGCAUGGCCUCAGAACUCUAAUCUUUCCGAGAUCAACUUUAUCUAGCCCCAAUCUCUAUGUCCUUGCAACCCUGGCGUCCCUCACUGAGUCGCGUACCUGGGGAAUGGAAUACCACCAUGAUAGGGAUCAGCAAUACUAUCGGCAAGAUGUUCUUGAUGAACAAAACCAGACGACUCAGAUUUCUGCCCAAUACAACUCUUCGGCUUCGAUGUCAACUGCUCGCUUCAAAGUACCGCAAUUGCCACAGCGGAGCAUACCAAGAACGACAGCUCAAUCUCUUCCCCAUUCCUCGUACUUGGGAGCCGAACAGUCCGUAUCAUCACCUCUUCAUGAUGGUCUCAAUUACCCUGGAGCGACCUCAAUCAAUUCGACAUACCAAAACGGCUAUGGCUCACUUCGACAACCCUCGACUUCACCAUCUUUCGAGUCAGCUGGAUUUACAUAUGGGUACCAGCAAGCACAGCAGAUUCCAAUCUCAAAUGACUACGCACCGCACAACAUGCGUUCGAUGAGCAUGUCGUCGCACUAUGACAUACCUCAAGCAUCACAGUCCUACGCUUCAACCGCAUAUCCCUACCACAAUCUAUCUUCGUCAACAGCCGAGCUCGGCAUGUACGAGCCUAUGUCGAUUGAUCACCAAGAAUUUCAAGCACCGCAAAUUGUUUCUGGCAACAGCUACCAAGGCUAUGCUGCAUCCCAACCCAUGCAACAGCAGAGCACGACACAACAGAACAACACCAACGUACGCGAAUAUCUCGAGCAGUAUCAGAUGCGGAUCAGAGAGAUAUUCACGUUGGUAAAAAACCAUCAGUUGAAGCCGACCGCAGAUCUUCUCCUGCAAGUAUCACGGUUCCUUAUCGGUAAUGUCGAAGCUCUGGGGCUUGAUAGAGACGACAAGAGUCAAUACGCAAACCGACUGGAGCUCUGGGACACCUUCAACGCAUGCUGGCUCACAGUGCUACAACUGCAAUACAAAACGACGCAUAUGAUGAUGCGUACUGCACAAGAACUACCGCCAGGACAAUCAAUUCUGGACGCUGACACUAUCGAAAUACUGGGUCAAGAGAUUGUGAAGUUGUGCGACGGCAUAGAGAAGACGGGACUUGUCGAUUAUCAGAUGGGUGUAGCCGAAGAGCGGAUCAUCAGCAUCUUACUGAAAUGCUUAGAGAUACUAAGACCACAAUCUCAUAGCACACCCAGAGCUUCUGGAUCAAGCGCCAGUGUCAGUGCCAGUGCCAGCGGCAGUCGCAGUUGAUGCGGAUGACUCCGCACUCGGCUCGCGAAGGGUCAUGAAACUCGAAACCCGGUAUGGCUGUCCCGACAUUAUGGAUCAUGCUUGCUCCAGCCGUCUUCGUCGGCACCCUGCAUAGGAAAUUGAGUACCACCGAUAUGCACGGUUCCGUACCGAUGGUUGCACCAACACAUCUACCUCCAACACCAACACCAACUUAUCACGAUUCUCACGAAAUGACUGAAAAGAGAUCCGGUUUACAUUAUCUUUGCAUCAUUACACUGGGCAGAAGGAUCAUCUUUUCCGACCUUUUUUUGGAGGCAGC
This is a messenger RNA of Aureobasidium pullulans EXF-150, 1635 nucleotides long. RefSeq lists its product as uncharacterized. Lineage: Eukaryota; Fungi; Ascomycota; Dothideomycetes; Dothideales; Saccotheciaceae. The coding region runs from base 183 to 1334 and encodes 383 amino acids. The record is from RefSeq and is a predicted model, not a curated record. The transcript has 2 exons.